This is a messenger RNA of Copidosoma floridanum, 1115 nucleotides long. RefSeq names its product transmembrane protein 177. Lineage: Eukaryota; Metazoa; Arthropoda; Insecta; Hymenoptera; Encyrtidae. The record is from RefSeq and is a predicted model, not a curated record. Gene Ontology annotation, cellular component: membrane.
GUGGGCUGCAUCUGCCAAUAACUUUUUCUUACUGCCCAUAUUACAAGAUGUCCAGAUUAGGAGCAAACGUACCACACAAAGCGGCUAGAUACAUUGGCGCAGCAGCGGCUGCUCUUUCUUGUGUCUCACUUCUUGAAAUAAUACCUCAUACUUUGUGCAUUGAAAGGUAUAAGAAGUUUCUUGCCAAGUACAAACGUGGAGAAGAGGUACCAGUACAUGAAAAUACAAAGAAGCUGUUCAGUGAAGUUUUGGAUGAUUUAAAAGUUAAGCCCAAGUACAAAGAACUUUAUGAACCUUUCAUCAUAACAGGCUUUGAUACGUACAAUGCAGGAAUCGCUACGAACAGGUGUAAAGUAAUUAUUGGUAUUCCUAGUUAUUUCAUUUACAAAAACAAAAGUUUAGUUGAUGUAAUGGAUAUUCGAAUUGGUUCUAAUCGAGCACUUCUCAAUCCUUAUGACCCAACUACAGAAAAUCUUGUUGAAUCGCUUGUGCUUUCAGAGAAGGCCAAAAAGUAUGGUAUUGCUCGUGAAGUUCUGAUGAGUCAGUGGAAUUUGCCUUUAUAUCGUGUACUUGAAUCUCCAACAAUAAUCACCUGCUCAAUUAUCAUAUCAGAUGUGAUGCAAAAACGAUAUCAAAUAUUUCAGAAACCAUUAAUUGUUGCGGUUUUUGCUUAUUUUGGUUUAGGUUUGAUGAGUUUUGCAACGUGGUUUCAAAUACGAGAUGCAUUAAAUAACUAUUUUGAGAAAAGUGUGGAUGAGCAGUUGGCAAAGCUAGGUCGAGAUUAUGUAGAAGGUGGAAAGGAGUUUUAUGAAAAGCUGUUAAAAAGAAAUGUUGCAGUCAGAAAGUUACUUGGACCACAUGGAAAAAAACGGUAUAAUCAAUUAGGUGAUGAAAUUCGUUUUAUUCGUCAUAAAAAAACACCGCUUACAGAAAGAAAAAAAUUCUUUGAAGAUUACAAAGUUCCUGAAACACUAAUUCAAGGUGAACGAUUGACUGCAUAGAUUGCAGUCUAGGGAUCCGUUAUCAAAAUGUUUUUAUUAGUUGUUAAAUAUCACGUGUGUGUGCACCUAUGUAUGAAUUCCCAAAUAAAACAAUUAAACCAUUUUGUACCGUUA